Molecule: messenger RNA, 1781 nt
Organism: Gadus morhua (Atlantic cod)
Lineage: Eukaryota; Metazoa; Chordata; Actinopteri; Gadiformes; Gadidae
Product: eyes absent homolog 1
Exons: 12
Coding region: 236-1663 (475 amino acids)
Biological process (GO): negative regulation of extrinsic apoptotic signaling pathway in absence of ligand; cell differentiation; positive regulation of DNA repair
Cellular component (GO): nucleus
Molecular function (GO): protein tyrosine phosphatase activity
Source: RefSeq, a predicted model, not a curated record
CCCUCGUCCCGUUCUGCUCGUGGAGAACAAUAAUGUUUUCUCAAGACGGCCACUUUUGUGUCACGGAUGGACUGCCGUGGACUUUGUAACAUCCAGCCCACAUUACAAGGAGUGACUUUAUUUCCGUUUUUUUUGUCAGAUGGGAACAGGUGGAAAUAAGUGAAGGAAGAGAGUGGAGGUAGAGAGAGAGAGGCAGACAGAGUGGACAGGGGAGAGAGGACACGACUCCAGGUCUAUGGAAAUGCAGGAUCUAGCCAGUCCUCACAGUCGUUUAAGUGGAAGCAGUGAUUCUCCUAAUGGUCCGAGCCUUGACAACUCCCAUAUCAAUAACAAUUCCAUGACACCCAAUGGCACCGAAGGUGAUAGCAUCACAAUGCUUACCACUGCAGACUGGCUGUUAGGUUCUAGCUCACAGUCUGCUGCAGAACAAAUGAGCAGCAGUGACAUCUCCACCUCUGUAGCAGACGCCUCUCUGGACAGCUUCUCAGGAUCAGCUAUUGGAACCAGUGGCUUCAGCCCAAGACAAACCCACCAGUUCUCUCCGCAGAUUUACCCUUCGAAUCGAGCGUAUCCACAUAUUCUUCCGACUCCUUCAUCCCAAAAUAUGGCGGCGUACGGGCAGACGCAGUACACCACAGGAAUGCAGCAGGCCAGCGCGUACGCGAGCUACCCACAACCUGGCCAGCCCUAUGGAAUCCCAGCCUACGGCAUAAAGACGGAGGGCGGGCUCAGCCAGAACCAGUCGCCGGGCCAGGCGGGCUUCCUCAGCUACGGCUCCGGCUUCACCACGCCACAGACGGGCCAGGCGCCGUACAGCUACCAGAUGCAAGGCGGUACUUUUACGACGGCAUCAGGGCUGUACCCAGGGAGCAACUCUCUGACCAACUCGACGGGCUUCAACAGCACACAGCAGCAGGAGUACCCUACGUACCCGGCGUUUGGCCAGGGCCAGUACGCCCAGUACUACAACACCUCGCCCUACACCUCGCCCUACAUGACGAGCAACAACACCAGCCCAAGCACGCCCUCCACCACCGCCACCUACACCCUCCAGGAACCCCCCUCCACCAUCACCAGCCAGGCCCUCACCGAGAACCCCCCAGUGGAGUACAGUACCAUCCACAGUCCAUCAACCCCCAUUAAAGAUUCAGAUUCGGAUCGAUUGCGCCGGGCCUCGGACGGGAAGUCACGUGGUCGGGGCAGGAGGAACAACAACCCCUCACCGCCGCCGGACUCCGACCUUGAGCGGGUGUUCAUCUGGGACCUGGACGAGACCAUCAUCGUUUUCCAUUCGCUGCUGACGGGCUCCUACGCCAACCGAUACGGCCGGGACCCGCCCACGUCCGUCUCACUGGGUCUGAGGAUGGAGGAGAUGAUCUUCAACCUGGCUGACACGCACUUAUUCUUCAACGACCUGGAGGUACGUCUGCUCGUCUGGGGGCUUUCUCGAAGGCCAACGCGCUUUCAAAGUCUCGCACAAGCUAUUCUCUUUUAUCUAUUUCUUCUAUUUGUUCUUCAGAGUUUCUCUUUUGCACCUUUUUGCGAAGGAACCGAUAAAGACGUAGACAGGGGGUCACAAAAAAUAGACUUUACAUUAGGAAUGGAGAACCGAACUGUAGCGAUGUGUCCGUCCGACGCGGUGACGGGGCGUUCUGUUUCUUAGUACCAGUCUAUUUUCAGUGAGCAGUCCCGUUGUGGUGAAGUAUUACCCAGGAGACACCAUGAAUUUAACAUGGGCUGUCAGUCUCGGCCCUCCCCUGAUGAACCAGCUCCCCAACACA